This is a messenger RNA of Aphanomyces invadans, 1699 nucleotides long. RefSeq lists its product as hypothetical. The record is from RefSeq and is a predicted model, not a curated record. The transcript has 3 exons. Lineage: Eukaryota; Oomycota; Saprolegniomycetes; Saprolegniales; Verrucalvaceae. The coding region runs from base 635 to 1654 and encodes 339 amino acids. Gene Ontology annotation, molecular function: lipid binding.
GCGCCAAUGGCACCGUCAGGUUGCCAGAGUGGCGAAGAAAGCGGGGGGGCUACUGCUGCUGCUGCUGCUGCUGCCCCCUUCCAUCGAACCGAAGGCCGUCGGACCAUGCUAAGCGCAGUGUGCCCAGGCGUACCCCUUAUCUCCCGAGAUGGCGUAGUAGUUGAGCACGUCCGUUCUUACUUUGCAUCAAGUCGUCGAAACCUUGCUGGCUUCAGCGUUCCAUCGAGUGAAUCAUGCAUGCACACGUUAAUGCCCCGCCACAAACUCCAUCAACGGCCACUUGUCUCUUGGCCCGACAAGAAUGUUGACGGCCACCGCGGGUGCCUCCAAGCCAUCUUCAGAUCCUUCUCCUUCAUGUGGAAACAAGUCGAGACCCCAUGCCUGGCGCACUCGGGCGCUCGCUGAACGCAUGGCGUGCCUUGGCAGGUUUAACAAGGCAGUUGACAUGCCAUCCCCCUCCACUUGCCACGGACCAAGAGACAUGGCAACUUCAAUGUCGCCACGUCCCAAAUGGCACUUUGCCCUCUCGACAGAUGAAGCACGACGCGGAUAUCCCCCGUUGAACGUCAAGCAUGCGGCUGCGUGCGUCGGUCGACCACCGAUCCGUGGAGACGGUCACACUUGAAAAGCACCCAUGAAGAUGAAGUUUCCCCUGCCGGUCGACUUUUUCCAGUGCCCGCCGCUCGCCCAGGAAGAAAUCGACCAGUUCAAGGCGCAGGGGCGACACAGCGUCAAGCAACUCGUCCAGACGGCCGUGCUGCGGGGCGGCCCCAUCUCAUGGGUUCUCUUGUCUGACGAGACCGAGCUCAAGAUUUACAAGGCCCAUGACAAGCUGCGCAACUUGUCCAUGUACAUUUCGCGGUCAACGGUCGUGGGGACGCUGGACGAAGUCGUCGAUGUGUUUCAAACCCAUACGACGGAACUCAUCAAGGAAGCGAAGCGGCGCGUUGGCAAAGACCUCCUGGACGUCGCGACGCUCUACGACUUCAAUCCGCCCCACGAGACGAGCACCAUCAACAACGUCGCCAUCAUCUACGCCGCGCAAAAGGGGCCGCCAUUUGUCGCAUCGCGCGACUCGGUCUUGCUCGAGUGCCGGUCCCCGUUCCAAGGAGACAGUGGCCGACGAGGGUGGUGCCGCAGUCUCAUUUCUGUUGAAGUCGACGGGUGCCCUCCAUUUCCGGGCAUGGUGCGCGUCCACCAAUAUGGAUCCGGCCACCACUUUCUCGAGUCGACACGUCGUGGGUACGUCGAGCUCAGCUACAUCAGCCACGUCGAUUUUGGCGCGAAAGUUCCUGUCUGGAUCGAAAAUCUCGCCAACAAGAAGCGAUGCCGAAACCUCAUCACGAUCGACAAGUGCCUGCGAGAGAAUCGUCUGCGCCAGGGCCAGUUCUUGACCAAAGUCCCGAUGUUGCCAGGGUCGUCGCUGGAUGCCGUCCGAUACUGCUUCCUGUGCACAAAGCCAUUUGGCAUGUUUCGGCAACAGUCGUUUUGCUGCAAGUGCGGCCAAGUUUUGUGCUUGGGAUGUAACCUGCCGUGGCAACUCAACAUCAACGGCAUGUUUGUCGCCAUUCGAGCGUGCCUAAAAUGCGCACAGCGACCGACGACUAACCAUGCGAUGCUCCCUCCCCCCAGCCAGUACGACAUCAGCCCCUAGAUAACGUCGUUUGCAGUGCCUUUAUAAAUCGUUCCGUCGACGUUG